AUAAAAAACACGUUUCAUAAGACUCAUUCAUUAAAAAAUUCGUGGCUUCGCCACUCGUUUUUCAACUUAAAUUCAUGCAUUUUAAUGUCUUGCGAACUUGUUUUUUUAAUAUACUAUUCCCUUAUUAAAUUUGUCUAUACAGCCAUAUACAGAGGCUUUCGCCUGUAGAGGCCAAAAUUAGGGGCAGCCGAAACUACGUUCCUCUCACGCAUAAAAAACUAAUAUAAAUUAAUUUUGUAGUUAUAACGACAACCAGAAAUAUAAGUUUGUUUCCAUUCCUUGAAGAAAUUAAAAAACUAUUAAUCACUUAUUAUCACUCAUCAUUAAACUAUCACUAUUAAUCUUGUUUUAAAUUAUGCUGCAGAAUCAAAUAUAGAAAUGAUGGUUUAUUCUUAUCAAACAUCUGACUGGGUUCUCAUGGAAAUGAAACUAGAGUAGAAAUGGCGCUACUAUCUUAGAUAAAACUAGAAACGAACAAUCCUAACCUUAAAAUUUAAAAAAAUCUAAAACAUAAAUAAAAAUGGAUCUAAACAAACUUUUAAUCGACGAUUUCAUCGAAUUAAAAGCAUCUUUGAUUUGUGGAUACUGCAAAAAUUUACCGAGUCAUUUAUUAAAUCCUUGUGGUCAUCUACAAUGUAAUUGUUCCAAAUCAACAAAAGGAUGUACAACUUGUUACAAAUUAACAACUUCGCAAGAUUUAGAAGAAAAUCAGAUGAUGAAGACGAUCUUAACAUCGAUAAAAGCGAUUGAAGAUAUUUUUAAAGAUACAACCCCAAAUAAUGUUUCAAGUAAUCACGAAAUUGUUGUUUCUAAAAUGGAUAUGAAACGUAAUCAUAAAGGUGAAACUCCUUUACAUUUAGCGUGCAAAAAAGGCGAUUUAGAGAUGGUUAUGGAGUUAAUUAAGGAUGGUGUUGAUUUUAACAUGACGGAUUACGCAAAUUGGGCCCCAAUUCACGAAGCAGUUCAAGGUAAUAAUAUACCUUGUCUGGAAUAUUUACUUUCAGAAGGUGCCUUGGUUAAUAUUCCCGGUGAAAACUACAUAACCCCACUUCAUAAAGCGGUGUUAUUAAAUAAACGUGAAAUUGCACAAAUUUUAAUUAACUACGGUGCAAAUACAACCAUCCUUGAUUAUAAAGGAAACAAAGCAUUAAAUGGAAUGGAAAAUCUUGUUUUAUAUCAAAUAUAUGAUAUUACGAAAAAAAUCUUCAUCAAAGUCCAAACCGUUGUUUAUGCAAAGGAAUUAAAUAAAGAAGAACAAACCAAACUUACAAAAGCUAAAGUUAAUAUUGUAACUUUUAGUGAUUUCAUAACCAAAUCUGAUGUUACUCAUUAUAUUUAUGAUGGGAAGAUGGAUAUAAAUGUUUUAAUUUGCUUAUUAAAAGGAAUAUUUAUCGUUAAAAAACGAUGGAUUAACGAACCCGAAAAAAAUGCUUUCAACUUUAUCACCGAAGUUUACAAAGAAUCCAAUAAAUCCUCAAUUAUGAAUCGUCUAUUUAAGAAUCCAAAACUGUUCAAUGGAAUGGAUUUUUUUAUUAGUGGCCACUCUCAGCGAAAAUUAAUUUGUAAUAUUAAACUAAAUAAAGACGAUUUAGCCACUUUGGUGCGAACGGGGGGAGGAAAAGUUUUACGAAGACCCCCAAUCGUUAAAAGUGCCGAUAACGAUCACUUUUAUUACCCAUUUCAUGCUUCAAACACUUCUUUAAAUACCUGUAGCAGCUACGUUAUAUAUCAUGAAGAUGAGAAACCACAGUUGAUGUAUAAUAUGAGAGAAUUAAAACAUAGGAGUUCGGAAUGGUUAAUCGAUUGUAUUUUGGCGUUUAAAAUUAUUGAUUAAAAAUAUAUUUGUUUUAUCUAUA
Molecule: messenger RNA, 1856 nt
Organism: Onthophagus taurus
Lineage: Eukaryota; Metazoa; Arthropoda; Insecta; Coleoptera; Scarabaeidae
Source: RefSeq, a predicted model, not a curated record